Molecule: messenger RNA, 1939 nt
Organism: Cutaneotrichosporon oleaginosum
Lineage: Eukaryota; Fungi; Basidiomycota; Tremellomycetes; Trichosporonales; Trichosporonaceae
Source: RefSeq, a predicted model, not a curated record
CUCCUCCAUCCCAUCUCUCCAUCUCUCCAUCUCGCCUCUCUCCUUUCCUCCAUCACCUCUCUCCUCACUCUCCUCACAUUGUCAUUGUCACUUGUAACCUUUGACCGGUGCUCUGCACCCACGAGAAUGGUCCAUCGCGCCCCACCCCACGCUCACCCUCGAAUACCUCCUCAGUGCUGCGCCAUCACAACUCGACAUCACUAAACGAGACAACACCGCCAUCACGAUUCCGCGAAUACCCUCCCCUAGCGCCGGCCCCGCGCCGGCGCUUAUCAAGCCCACGCCCAUGAAACAGAAGAGCGCCCCUGGUGACGCCAAGAGCACUUUGCCUCGCGCCCCGCCCACAGUGGGCAGUAACGGCGUCCCUAAUGUCAAGGCGACCGGUCGAAGCGAAGGUCACGCCAACAACCUCAGCAACGGCAGCUCGCCCACGCCUCCAGCUGUGACUCCGACACCGGCUGAUGCCUCCGACAGUCCCGCCAUGGCUAAAGUCGCCGCUCCGGCUCCACACCACCCUUCACCCGGCUACACUCCCAGCGGCAUUGCGCCCUCCGUGACAGGCAUCAAGGAGAAGGAAGCACCUCGUCGCCCGUCGCCGUGGUCUGAGAUAGCGCCGAUAGCUGACUCGCCACUCAGCCGGCGCGGAAGCGUUCACUCAUUCACGCCGCCGUUCACUCCCUCGCCGCGGUACGACAGCGAUGACAGUAUGGCCGGGAGCGUCACGUCGCAGGCAAUGCGUGAGUGGGACCGGCUUGUGGCUACGCCAAACAACGACUUUACGCGACACGCUCUGGUUCCCAGUGCUCGCGGCUUACCUAAACUGGCAGCGGAGCGCGACCGCGAGGGCCACAUCGAGUACAAGCUCAAGCUUAUAGAGCCGAGUCCCGAGCGCCUCGCAAGACUGGUCACCCAGAUGCUCUGGCGCCUCAAGCAGGGCGGCAAUGAGGCGAUCUACGAGCUGGGCCUUGCCGAUGACGGCACAGUGAUAGGCUUAACGCGCGCGGAGAUGGACGCCAGCCUCGCCACGCUGGAGCGCAUGGCCGCCGAAGUGGGUGCAACGGUGCUUGUCCUCAAGGAGAUUGUGCUCGCUGCGCAGCCUGAGCGCCGUCCCGACCUCGACGAGCACGGUCGCCCCCGAAAAGGCACGCGCGUGCUGGAGGAGAAGAAGCGCAAGACGCCCGAGCCACCGCGUCUAGGUGCGCGCGCCAUCAUCUUCAGCGACAGCAACUCGGCCAACUCGGCUGAGGAGGAGACUGGCACGGACACGGACAUAGACACGGGCAUGGAGGAUGACGUUUUCCCUCUUGAGAUGGAGCGCAAGAAGCCCAUGGGGCCGCUAGACUAUGAGGCCGCCGCGCGUGCCGAGGCCAAGCGUCGCAAAUCGGCUGCUCGUAGAGAGGCGCGCCGGCUCGACCUUUUGCGUGGUGACGGCACUGGCCUGCCGUACGCCGAGCGCAGCAGAUCUCCCGUCGCCGAGUUCAUCGGCAAUGCGCCAGCCAAGGGCAUUCCCGCACUCCCGCACGUGCCGGGGCCCAGCAGUUUGCGCCUCGGUCGGCCCCGGGUUGAGGGGAACGUGGACGACGCGUUCCUCGACGGCUUAGUGCAUCCGCUCGACAACUUGAGUCUGAGCUUCGCCGACGUGCAUUCCGCCGCACCUAGCGCCGCGACGUCUCCCACCAAGCCCUGCUUAUUGGAGGAGGGGCAACUGGACCCGGCGCUCGCCCCGCCCGGCAAGGAGCUCAUCUGUGUUGAGGCGCUGGUGGUGCGCAAGCAACAAGGUGACGAGUGGGGGUAUGGCGGCGGAAAUGAUGGAUGGGGCUUUGGUGGCGAGGCUGAGGCCGACGCCGACGACGGUUGGGGGUUCUAGUAUUCGCUUGCAUUAUUUGUGUGCUGCAUACAAACUGUUUGAUUCGAGUGAGGUAGUGUUGUUAUGUCUCCC